CUCACUCGCUCUCUGUUCAUUUUUUUUUUGCCUCCUUCAUUUCCCCCCAGGGGUUCGUUCUUUCGCCUUUCUCUUCUCUUUCUUCUUUGUCGCUACCAAAUGUGAAGGAGCUGCUGGGUAGAGCAUGAACUGAAGCCCUAGGGUUUCUUUUUCUUCUCCCCCUCCCCCAAAUCAAUCAAUCAGUCAGUCAAUCAGAUCUUCCGUCCAGCUCACUCUUGCAUAUAUUUUACCCCUUCAUUCGUAUUCCUUCCAUGGCUAAAACCAGGCCAGGCCUCGCCUCCAGCAACUCCAAGCCCAAAGGUACUGCCAGUGCUGCUGGUGCUGGCAAGAAGGAGCUCGACUCCUACACCAUUCGCGGCACCACCAAAGUCGUCAAAGUGGGCGACUGCGUGCUGAUGAGACCUUCCGACACCGGGAAGCCGCCUUACGUUGCCAGAAUCGAGGGCAUCGAUUCCGACUCCAGAAAUAAUGUCAAGGUCCGGGUCAGGUGGUACUACCGCCCCGAGGAGUCUCUCGGAGGCCGCCGUCAGUUCCAUGGCGCCAAAGAGCUCUUUCUCUCCGACCACCACGAUGUCCAGAGCGCACACACCAUCGAGGGGAAAUGUACUGUUCACUCGUUUAAGAACUAUACCAAACUCGAGAAUGUUGGUGCCGAGGACUACUUCUGCAGGUUCGAGUAUAAGGCUGCUACUGGAGGCUUCACCCCGGACCGUGUUGCUGUGUACUGCAAAUGUGAGAUGCCGUAUAACCCGGAUGACCUUAUGGUCCAAUGUGAGGAGUGCAAGGACUGGUAUCAUCCAGCUUGUGUGGGAAUGACAAUUGAGGAAGCUAAGAAAUUGGAUCACUUUGUUUGCUCUGAAUGUUCUCCUGACGACGAUGUCAAAAGACCACAGAAUGGGUUUUCAACAUCACCAACAGCUGAUGUCAAGAGUCUACCUAUCCACGGCUCCCUCUUAUAUGUGAAGCUGCUGUGAUAUCUGUAUCCGAGCUUCGGGGGACUGUUUGUUUUCUCGGGGAUCCUCUUGUCAUUUGUCCUUCUGCAUCGGGUCUAUGAGUUUUACUGUUAUUGGAAACUUCAGGGUUUUUUUAUGUUUAGGAAAAAAAUAUUUGAUUCUCAGGGAACACAUUCGACAAAAACAAUCAGUGAGGUUAGUGGGACUGGGAGAAAGCCAUGGAAUCAGAAGGGAUCUGGAAGAGCUAGGCAUGGAACGCUGCGUGGACCUCAAUUCAGAGGUGGCUUGUGUUAUGCAUGGCCCCAAGCCACGAAGCCACGCCUUAAACUAAAUAAGCAGGUCAGGGCGUUUAGGGUUGAAGAUUGCGUUGACAGCCACGCGCAGCAGAAGGAAAAGCUUCUUGUGUUUGAGGAUUUGGAGGUUCCUACACACAAAACCAAGAAUAUCGUCACUAUGUCCAGCAGAUGGAGAAUGCCAAGAAACUGCUGCUGGUUGAUGGUUGUUCCAUCAAUGAAAAAACUGAAGCUGGCUACACAAAAUAUACAUUAUGUCAAUGUGCUACCUUCAAUUGGAUUGAAUGUCUACAGCAUACUGCAACAUGACACAUGAGUGAUGUCCCAGUGCUGCGGUGAACGGAAUUGUAGAUCGAAUGCACACGCCAAUCAAACCGCUAACUUCUGCAAUGCUGUUUGUGGAAGGAAACCUGUUCUUUUUCCUAUAGGCGAGGGAAAAUCAUAGGCCAAAGCAAAUAAGAUGUCCAUCUGUCAGUGUUUUUUGGGUGCUCCAGCUUGGAACCGUGAUAAGGCUAGAAUGUGGUAUUGAUGUAAGCAAAGGUGCUUUCAGUCGUACUAGAUUAAUGCGGUUGAAACUUGAAGAAACCAAUGGUGCUGUCCUAAACCUGUGGCUUUGUAUGCUCAUCUUCAUUGUUGAUCGCUUUGCAAGAAUAUUAGGAUUUAAUGAGCAUUUUCCAGUAAUACCAUGGCAGAAACGUUUUCUGGC
Linum tenue is the source of this 1952-nucleotide messenger RNA. The record is from the annotation of a GenBank genome assembly. NCBI's taxonomy places the organism in Eukaryota, Viridiplantae, Streptophyta, Magnoliopsida, Malpighiales, Linaceae.